AGUGGCGAUACUGGCAAUUGGCAUAUGAUUGGCAUCACUGAUAUAUCCCCGCGGAAAAUCUAAAUUUGUUUAUUGUUUGAGGUUACCAAAUAAAAUUUUAUAACUAUUUUCCUUUUAAUAGAUAUAAUUUAAAUUUAGUAAAUAUAAUAAUAACUAAUUCCUGGUAAUUAUUUAAAUACUUAAUACCGUUUAAUAUUUUCCUUAUCAUGAAAUAAGAUGCUUCAAAAUGAAUGACCAUAAAGCAACUCCUCCACGCCAAACUAACUUAAACCAAUGGCUUUCAACAGGAGCAGAUAAUAAUGAAAGAGUUAAAAAGAAGAGAAUAGCUAUUGAAAGUCUUAAAAAACCUUUAUCUAUAACCACCAGCCCUCUCAAAACUGGCAGAGUCUCCAGACCAAAGAGGACCACAAAACCCACUUUGAAGAGAUUUAACUCGGGCGGCAGUGAUGACUUACCCAUAUUCAAUAAAAAAUCUCCAAGAAAAAGAGAGAAACAGUCAGAAUCAUUUAAAAAGUAUGGUGUUUCGGUACCCUCAGUCAAUCAAGUGAUGAGUGAUGUGAAAAAUUUAACUCAGUAUAAGGGUACAGUUAAUGAAGUUAAAGAUUUACGCGAACCCAAAGCAAAAAAACCUUCACCUCCAGCGAAAAAACAAACAAAAAAGAAACAACACUGGUUAGACUGUAAACAUUUGUCUUUGGAAGAAAUCACAGAAAAAUUCGAUGAGAAUGUAACUUAUCUCGAAAGUAUUUUAACAGGGAAGCUAUUCUCUGAAAGACAUAAAAUAUUUCAUAAAAAAAAAGUUGGAACAAACAUACUGUCGAAAAAAGACUUGACAUAUAAUACUAGUACUAUAGUUUUCACGCACGAACAAGUAGAUCAUAUAGUAGCUUUAAUGGAAGAAAAAUUUGAUCAUGAUCACACCAAGAGUGCAUAUUUUUUUAAAGUAUUGUUGCCCGAGUUCUGUUUAAAAUUGUUUAUGGAUGUCCAUGAGAUGUCGCGAAGGCAAGCCACUAAUUACUUAGAUGAAAGACCUAUAGAUUGAUGUUUUUGUUUUUUGACAUAUUUAUUUUUUUGUUUUGCUUGCAGAUUUAUAAUCUGAUUUUAUUUUCAAAUAGUUUAAGUAUUAUUAUUAAAAAUAUGGACAAAUUAUGUAAAGAUCCUAGUCACAUUUUUAUUAAAUGAUUACUCAGAUUAAAAAAUAUCAGGUUUUAAAUCAGGUCAAAUUUAUAGUUUUAAUAUUAUUUAAUAAAUAUUUAUAUCUUUGAAAAAUUAAUAAAAUAAAAAUAUGAAGAAUCAAUUAAGCAUAUUAGUAACAAAAAAAUGUAUUGACAUACCUAAAUAAUAUCAAGAUAUAAUAUAGAAAAAAAAUUAGGUAGGAUCAUAGAUAAAAAGAAAAUAAUCUACUAUUGGUAGGAUAUUCCAAUUUAAUUUUAAAAUCUUUGUAAAUGAUAUAAUUCUCUCUCUAACUCUGUUUCGAAAAUGUAUUGUUGAAAUUUGGCACUAACCAGUGCAAAAAAGAUUAAAAGUGCAUAUUAGGAAUUAUUCUUGUUUGAUUUACAUUGUAUUAUGUAAAUUCAGACCAAAAAAUCGUUAAAAAGCUUUCCAAAAAUAACAC
Messenger RNA from Sitophilus oryzae (rice weevil), 1615 nucleotides. RefSeq lists its product as uncharacterized. Lineage: Eukaryota; Metazoa; Arthropoda; Insecta; Coleoptera; Curculionidae. The transcript has 2 exons. The coding region runs from base 227 to 1042 and encodes 271 amino acids. The record is from RefSeq and is a predicted model, not a curated record.